This is a messenger RNA of Aplysia californica (California sea hare), 787 nucleotides long. Its product is annotated as cornifelin homolog. The transcript is spliced from 5 exons. Bases 72 to 602 code for a protein of 176 amino acids. Lineage: Eukaryota; Metazoa; Mollusca; Gastropoda; Aplysiida; Aplysiidae. The record is from RefSeq and is a predicted model, not a curated record.
CACCGAGUCAGGAGCCCAGAGGAGGGGGCAAAGGAGCUCGCCUUGUGACGCGACUAUUUUACGAAAUAAAUAUGGCGGAGUCAGCUGGGUACAAUCAGCCAACGGACAAGCGCAGCUUGGCACUCGGCGAAGAGAAUGCCACUGUGCAGCAGCCACCCGCUUAUGCCCCGCCGUCCGUGGUCUACCCGAAUCCGCAACCCUACUGUGCACCGUCAUCGUCCCAGCAAAUGUCAAGUACGAAUACCACUGUAGUGGUGAAUCAGCCCAGGCAGCAGAACAUCAAGAUGCCCCGAGACUGGAGUACUGGAGUGUGUGCGUGCUGUGACCACGUGGGCAUCUGUUUGUGUGGGGCGUUCUGCCAAUGCUGUCUGGCCUCUGAGGUGUCCCAGGACAUGGGGGAGUCGUCCUGUGUGCCAUGCUGUGUGCCCGGGUGGCUUAUCUCUCUCAGGCUUAAGAUGAGGAUUCAGGAGAAUAUUCCGGGAUCCCUGCUUGAUGACUGUUGUACAGUGUGCUGCUGUGGAGUGUGCGUUCUCUGCCAGCUGGCCAGAGAGAUUCGCUUCGUCAAAAUGGCGGACCAGACACGCCAGUUGCAGGCCAUGUAAAUUGACGAGUGGGGGGUGCCAGGCCAGAGAUUGGUCAGCAUCUUUACUGCAGAUCUCUUGCAUGGACAGGCAGCACUGUUGCUGUUGUUUUUACCAUUACUUAGCUCCUGUCGGCAAGGUACUCACUGCUCUUUUCAGCCUGAUGUCACAUUUGUGAAAAGCCCCCCCUGAAACUUGUUUGGAAA